Cladophialophora yegresii CBS 114405 is the source of this 1842-nucleotide messenger RNA. RefSeq lists its product as uncharacterized. The transcript is spliced from 2 exons. Lineage: Eukaryota; Fungi; Ascomycota; Eurotiomycetes; Chaetothyriales; Herpotrichiellaceae. The record is from RefSeq and is a predicted model, not a curated record. Bases 1 to 1842 code for a protein of 613 amino acids.
AUGGAAGUGGACGGCCGGAGUUCAUCUCUCGACAGUUUGUCCAGCGCACCUCCAAGUGACGCCGAAGGCACUCCAGGACCCCCAUAUUAUCUCUCAUCUCAUCGGAACACGAGCACAGCGACUGACCUGGGUGUUGCGAACAAUCACGAUGCUCGACAACCACAUGCCGAUCCAGGUGUGGCUUUAUCAGCCACAUCUGGAGGUGCACGCCAAGAUCCGCAGCCGGUGAAGCGGCCCCGGAAGCCGCGCGCACCAAAAGAUCCCAACGCGCCUCCCGUGGAGAAGAAGCCUCGAGUCGCUCGCAGACCCCGAACUACCAUAAAUAAUCCUACAUCACGCAAGCGGACCAAAGUAGAGCCGACAGAAGAAGACAGCACUAUUGUCAUUCCAGGUCCUCCAACUUCCGGCCUGCAGUCAUCUACUUUGGUUCAACCAGUUUCUUUCGCGCAACAACCUCCUGUGGAAAGCCGCAGAAAUGAGGCUGCCAAGACUUCCGAACCGGGCUUCUCGAUACAAGACAGGCCGAUGCACCCUUACACAUCCCCUCAAACCAUGUAUGAACAGAAACCAAACGUAUUGGCUCCCCCUCCACCACAAUCCUCCACGCCUCGUUCGAAAGCAAUGUACGAUCCUAUCAGAGGGUUCACGCAUCGACCUCUGGAUACAAACCCACCUCCUCCUAUGGCACAACCUGUUAUGACUCCUCCCAGGCCCACAUACAAUCCAAGCACUUCACCAGCUAUCUCUAGCAUCAUUGACUACCCUCCACAGGCGCAGUAUUCGAAUACUACUACGCUGGUCACCCAUCCCUCGAGAGCUGAGCCACCAUCCACCCAUACAAAUGGCAGAACUGUCGAUCUACCAAGAGCAGCCGAAACAUCUGCGAUGGACAUUGAUCUUGCUGAAAAAGAACAAGCGCAGCCUAAAAAGGCCGCCGCCUCUCGAAAAACACCCUCGGAAGCCUCCACCCGAGCCACAUCCCCCAAGCCUGCACGAGCCAAGGAGCAGCCUCCUCCGCCUCCCAUGGGUUCGGGACUGCUAUCAGCCAGUCUGUUCGGUGGGGAUUCAAGCAAUGGUAUCGCUCCAAAGGACUCUGAGAAGGGACCGAAUAUCGUGCUGCAUGUCGAUCUGAAAGACCCAAAUAAUCGAGUCAUCAACUUCGCCCGAAUGGCCGAGGAGAAAUAUGGAUUUGCUGCCCUUUACCCUCGCCAAGCCGCUCAGAAGGAGCGACUGGCCAAGAUUGCCGCUGCUGGUGCUGCGCUAGAACGCUCAGCAUCAGGCAGCAAAUUGGGCGGAACCUCAGCUGAGAGUGGUGACGAAGACCUAAGCGUUGAUAUCGAUCGCGACUCGGAGAACGAGGGAGAUGUUGCAAUGUCUGGCGUCAAUGGCCGGCUGGAGGCGGGCAACAGUGGAACUGAUGGUCCUGGUCCUAAACCUCAACGAAGGCGAAAGGUCGAAGAGUACGAUGUCGACGACGACUUCGUCGAUGAUAGUGAGCUACUCUGGGAGGCACACGCCGCUGCAAGUAAAGAUGGAUUCUUUGUAUAUUGUGGUCCGCUCGUUCCGGAAGGAGAGAAACCCGCAGUUGAAAGAGCCGACGGGACGAUCAAACGUGGCCGCGGCCGAGGUCGUGGUGGCGGUCCUGGUUCUCGUGGUGGACGUGGAGGCGCUGCUGCUUCUGAAGGUGGCACCAGACGUGGUGGCGGUCCUGGAUCCCGAGGCGGUGGGACAACUCGGAAGCCUCGCAUCACGAAAGACGAGAGAGCCCAGAUGGAGAAAGAAAAGCUACAACGGGAGAAGAUGGCUUCACUGAUAGCCAAGCCAUCCGCAUAUCCCGCCUGA